This is a messenger RNA of Daphnia carinata, 2115 nucleotides long. RefSeq names its product ribosome biogenesis protein NOP53-like. The record is from RefSeq and is a predicted model, not a curated record. Gene Ontology annotation, molecular function: 5S rRNA binding. NCBI's taxonomy places the organism in Eukaryota, Metazoa, Arthropoda, Branchiopoda, Diplostraca, Daphniidae. Gene Ontology annotation, biological process: ribosomal large subunit assembly; rRNA processing. Gene Ontology annotation, cellular component: nucleolus.
UUGCCCUGCUGUAAACUCGUAUACUAACAGCCUCAUUCAAAUUUCAUUUAAAAUAGACCCACAACGUGAAGCUUGGAGAGUCCAUUUGAAUGUUUGGUGGAUGUGGUACGAAAUUUACGUCCCAUCACCGGUACAUCCAGUAGUGCUAUCGACUUCCCAAAGCAUUCCGUUAAUCAAUACAAUUAACAUGCGUCAUAUUUAUACCGAUAGUGCGACCGACAAUCAUUAGCAAGAUUCAGACCAUUCAAAGUCCUUCACGUCAACAAAUAACGACAGACUUGCAGGUAAAGUCGCAAAAUGCGAAAGCAUAUGUCUAAACAAAAACAGCUCAUUGAAACAACGAAGGGAUAAUGUUCGCAUUAUAUAAAUGCCCACCCGAUUCAUCUGAAAUGCUGGAACGCGAUGAACUGGUAUCAACCCAUGGCCUACUAUAAUAACGGCCUGUCAGCGCGCAAUACCUCCAGCGCCUAAAACUGCAUUGCCAGAGGGGCGUAAUACCCCAAACCGAGCUCCACUUUCCACUGUUUGGUAACGAAUGCAGAAUGGAAAUGUGUGGAAAAAACAGUGGAAAGUGGGGCCUAGCGCCGCGCGUGGCCAGCCUACGGUACCGGUGCCGUUAAUUUCCUUCAGUUGACAUGACAGGGACUAAACAGCAGCAUUCUUGCCGUAUGAUCGCUGCACAAACAGUAGAGGACCUAAAAAGAUGUUUUGACCUAGAGAAUGACUUUAUUAAAGGUCAGGAGCUACAGCAAAUUAUAGUUUACUAUGCUGAACAAACACUUGAACCUGUUGGUUGGAAAGCUCUGUGGAUGUCUGAUUCCAAUACCAGUUCAAAUUUGAAAGCAAAAUUUGUGAGUUCUAUCUUAGUUGAGGUUUGUUUGAACAUCAACAUGCCUGUUGUUUCAUUAACUCACCUUAUGUGUAAACUUUUUAGGUAAACAAUGUGGACUAUUUUUGUUUUUACCAAUCCCUUUUUGUAUUAGAAAUCGUGUUCGACUUCCAGAAGAAAGAGGAGAUCCACUUCUCAGAAAAGUAAUGGAGGAAAGGAGAGCCAAAGGUAAAAUUCCUACUCGCCUUCUGCAGUUUGUGAAGCAACAUCAGGAGAAUGUUGAGGCAUUAGCAGAGAUAAAGAAACCAGAAAGGCGACAGUUUCGUGAUUGGGGAUAAAGAAGCAUCAGCACUUGAUUUGUCAGACCAGUUAAACAUUACACAAUGGAGAAAGUUGGCAAACGGAUUUACAGCCGCCAGAGACUAUGUUCUUGAAAACAACAGGCCUUAAACCAGUGGAAUAUCCUCAUCCGGGAACUUCAUACAAUCCAACUUUCCAGGAUCAUCAAGCCUUAUCGAUAGAGGCUUACAAUCUCAAGACUAAAGGGAUGAAGGAAGAAAUCAGAACUCGGCGAAGGCUAGGACCAAUGCUAAAGAAGAUUCCCCUACAAAGAAAAGAAGUAAUUUUUGCAAAAAUAUUUGGGCGAUUGGUUAUACUAAGAAGAAUGGUGGUCCGAAAUGACGCAAGGUUUGGCCGAUGGAGAAGAGCCAGCCAAAGAAGAGGACGAAGACGUUCCUUGCGUUCGUCAAACCAAACCCAAGAUUCGCGAACAGAAAAUCAGGGCCAAAGCCCUUAAAUGGCAAGAUAUGCGGCGAAAGAAACUGAAAGAAGCUAAAAAGCGUUUACUGGAACUUGACAGAUUGAGGUCAAGCCGAGAAAUUCGAAAGUCUGAAGAGCUGACUGCCAAGCGAAUUGAAUUAAGAAAGAAGGAGAAAGAGGCCAAAAUGUUUAAGCCAGCCAUGCUGGGCCGACACAAGUACAAACCCCCGCCAAUUGAAGUGAACUUCAGCGAAGAGAUUACUGGCACUUUACGUGGAUUGAAGACAGAUGGUCAUGUCUUGAUCGAUCGGUACAAGUCUAUGCAGCGACGCAACAUAAUUGAGCCGCGAAUCCGACAGACGGUCGUGUUCAAGUACAAGCAUAAAGUCUUUACGAAACGCAGCCACUCUGAGCCUAAGGGUCUUAAAGUGGGCAAUCGUAACAAGGACAAAACUCCCGUACAAUGAGAUGACACGUUUAAUAUGAAGGACACGAUCGCCAUUUCAAUAAAGAAAAUAUGUCGCGUA